Molecule: messenger RNA, 1893 nt
Organism: Wickerhamiella sorbophila
Lineage: Eukaryota; Fungi; Ascomycota; Dipodascomycetes; Dipodascales; Trichomonascaceae
Exons: 1
Coding region: 1-1893 (630 amino acids)
Source: RefSeq, a predicted model, not a curated record
AUGACCACAAUUGAACAGACCGCAACUUUGGACGCUUUCCCCCCUAGCCCCACCCCUACCUUGUCCCGUAGUGGAGACGGCGCUCGUGCUGACUUGGCCACGACAAGCUCAGGUUUGCCCAGUACCACCGCUUCCACGUUGCAAAGACGACCUUCGGGUCAAGUACAAAAUCAACAGGUUCCCACACAACCCCUAACGCCUCUCACAACUUCUCAGGUCAACCAACCGUCUCUGGGUAGGUCACCGGCAAAGGUUCUCCCAGUUGCACCGUCCCCUGAUAUGGCACGUUCUCCAGCACCGCAAAACUCUGGAGAAUCGAGAAUAAAGCUAGAGAACAAUAACGAUGCGGCAAAACAUGGUCCGGGCGCCCCCAAUUCAAAUACGAGUCCGCCCCCCGCAGAGGCAUCCGCCUCGCAAAAUCAACCAAACGCUCCCGAAAAGGCAGAACUCACAGAACAAACGAUAGCUUCGAAUCAGACGAACAGUCCCUCGGACGUUAUGACCCAGGGUGAUCAUUCCCAGCACUUAUCUUCCCCUCCUUCAACCGUCCCCGGCGAAGGGCUAUCUGAUACUGAAGCUAAGCAGUCAGAGUCACGUCAGACUAGUCCUCGCCAGGGCCUCGGUAUUCUUUUAGGCUCAAGUUUUAAUGAUUUCCCUGUGAACAACGAUACGUUAGCCGAAGCAUUAAGGUUCAAGGCGGAGCAAGAACGUACCAAGCAAGAGUUUUACCGCUUAGAACACCGUAAGCGCUCUUUGGACCUAUUAAACACUGCAAUUAGAGCUGGAAUUUCCAGUAACUCUCUUGCUUUGCUUUUUGGAACGCCUGAAGAAAUACGGCAGCUCGAGCAACAACCACCGCCCACUCAAACCGUGUCAGCGGGCCCGAGCUCGACAGCCGCUGCUGCCCCCGCAACCACAUCCACAAUUAAAAUCGUGAAUUAUGAAGAUCAUAAUAGGUCGCCUGCUCGUUACAGAACACACAUGCAACGUGCAUCAACCUCAUCCGUACCCAGCUUUGGCGGUGCUCGGUCUGGUAACCCUCCAAUAGGGGUGAUGACUUCUCCAACAAAUAUUCAAUUCCACCACUGGCGACCAAACCAAACACGGGAACGAUCCAAUUCUUCACCAAAGCGCGAGACUGAAAAGCGCAAGUCUUAUAUCGCUGAUUCCGGAGCCAACGCCUCGCCAGCUGCAGCAAGGACAACCCCUCAAGAACAGCGAGCGCGGCCCCCUCAGCCUCACUUGGAGCAAUCCGUAGCCAGAAAUGCUGCGCCACCUAUUCCUAGUCCACGCUCUCCUCUUCGCCAGACACCGACGACGGUGGCGGCGGGUUCUAAUAUUCCUGCCUCGGUAGUGGCCGCUCAAAACUCUCGCAGGCGCACCAUGGGACACUCAAGACAUCGCUCAGAGGCAGCUAUCAACCGCCAUUCAUGGUAUGCUACUGGAAGACACGACGAGGGUGCCGCUAUUCUAGCGAAUAUGGCUUCUGAGCGCAGCAAGCAUGAUAUGGACUAUAUUCUCGAUCACAAUCGAGGUGGAUGGCAGCAGCAGGCAAGCGUUCCAGUUCCCAUGGGACAGCCUGGCGGCAUCCAUCAAACUGGAGUCGUACCUUUUCCGAUGAUCCAACAACAGCAGCAGUCGGCACAUCAGUCUCCACCGGUGCAAAUGGCUUCACUUAACCAACCCCAGGCACCAACUGCCACAAUGCCACCUGGCGCUCCUAUGCAGCCUCAGGUCCAGCCUGGCUUAUUGCCUGCUCCGCAACUUCGCCAGGUGAAUGUUCCAGCGCCUGUGGUCGCGGUUACUCAAGGUCAAACCUCUGGCCCCGGACCUAUCCAGCCUACGCAGCCUGGGCAGAUGGCACCGGAGCCUCAUCAAGCAGGUCAGUUUUGA